AUGAAAUAUGUGAAUAAAUUGUUUAAAGUUGCAUAUCUAAGUGAUGCUGCGUAUGUUAAAACACAGAUAUUUAAUCAGUUGUAUAAUAUACCUUUUAGUGAAGACUAUGACCCGACAAUAGAAGAUUCAUACAAAUUCGUCUUGAACGACAAAUUUAAAACAGAAGUGACAAUACAUGACACUACUGGUCAAACUGAUAACGAUGCGCUGCUUGACGUUUAUAUUCAAAUAGCCGAAUGCGCAUUCAUUUUUUGCAUUGAACUACGAAGAACAACAAAAGAUUGCACAAGAAAAGUUUGUUGGGAGAAUUCCAAAGUACAAAAAAGUAUUUUAAUUGUUGUUGUGGGAACAAAAUCUGAUAUGAGAGAAUACAAAGACGAAUUAAUUCGACUAAAACAAAUGAUAAGAAAAAUUAUUGAAACGGAAGAAGCUAUUAAAUUUGCACAAAGUAUUGGAGCAGUGGGAUACUCUGAGUGCUCUGCAAAAACUAAAUUUAAUAUUAAUUUGGUUUUGCAAACUAUUAGUAAAAUUAUAAAGAUGGAGAAAGGAUAUUAA
Entamoeba invadens IP1 is the source of this 555-nucleotide messenger RNA. RefSeq lists its product as hypothetical. Lineage: Eukaryota; Evosea; Mastigamoebida; Endamoebidae. The coding region runs from base 1 to 555 and encodes 184 amino acids. The record is from RefSeq and is a predicted model, not a curated record. The transcript has 2 exons. Gene Ontology annotation, molecular function: GTPase activity; GTP binding; GDP binding. Gene Ontology annotation, cellular component: plasma membrane. Gene Ontology annotation, biological process: signal transduction.